CCUGCAUGACCUGUCAAAGCCGCAGCCGACGCCGCCCGAGUCUUCAGCUCUCUCUGCCAAUCAGUCCCCGAUUUCACCUCCAGGGAGCGAGGAAUCGGGUCUGCCCCCUGCGCUCGUGCCGCUGAUUAGACAGAGGGAAGCUGACACCGCAGAGGACAGUCGCCGGGCCAAGAAACAUGUGGGAGCUGAUAGGCAAAGCGGCCGUGGCCCUUGUGGCGGCGCGCCUCGGCUGGUCCGUCCUCAAGGGCCUCUACGGGUCCUUCCUGGCGGCGGCGCUGGGGCUCAACCUGAGGGUCAAGAAGACGGGCGAGUGGGCAGUUGUAACUGGAGCAACCGAUGGCAUUGGCAAAGCUUAUGCAUUUGAGAUGGCACGGCAAGGAAUGAAAGUUGUCUUAGUCAGCAGAACACCUUUCAAAUUACAGAAUGUUGCUGCAGAAAUUAACAGUAAAUAUGGAACGGAGACAAAGAUCAUUGACGUGGACUUCACCAAGAUUGACAUCUAUGACCGCCUGAGGAAAGAAUUGGCCGGCAUGGACAUCGGCGUUCUUGUCAACAAUGUGGGAAUGAGCUACGAUCACCCUGAAUACUUCAAUAACCUAGAGAACGGAGAUGAGGUGUGUCAACGACUCAUCAACUGCAACAUCAUGUCUGUGACAAUGAUGAGCCGUGUUGUCUUGCCUGGAAUGGAAGAGAGAAAGCGAGGUCUGAUCAUCAAUGUUGCAUCACUCUCUGCCACGAUUCCUGCCCCUCUGCUGGCUGUUUAUGCUGCCACAAAGGCCUUUGUUGAGAGCAUCAGUGACAGCCUGGCAGCAGAGUAUAGCAGGAAGGGCAUUACCAUCCAGUGUGUCCUGCCAGGCUUUGUUGUUUCCAAGUUGUCCAAGCUGAAGCGGCCUUCACUCAUGAUCCCCACUCCAACAGCCUAUGUCCGCUCAACAAUGAAGACCACUGGCGUUGAAAAGAGAACGGCUGGGUACUUCAUGCACAAGCUUCAGAUUUACUUUGCCGAGUCUGCUAAGUUCCUCCUUCCCGGGUCAGUUCUCACAAGCAUUGUCUUUGGCCAGCUGCAAGUGUUCCGUCUUAAGGCUCUGAAGAAAAAGGAACAAGAGGCCAAGGCACAAUAAGCAAGCCAUUUGCCUUAGUAACACAAAGUGUGGUGGUCAAACUUGAACUAAAUUUUUUUUUUUCCUUUUUUCAGUCUGUUGUUAAAAGGUCUAUAAAUAUUAUGUUUGUAUAGAUAUACAUGUAUAUUGGUAUGCUUUCCAGCUUCAUGUAUCAAAGAUGUGGUGCAAGAGUAUCUGUUGUUCAUAAAAUGCUGGUUAGUUGACAUGUAAAAUUAUUUUACAGUAUUAUGAUUUCAGGUUCAUUAAUGAAUCCAUAUUUGCACAUUCAUGACCUAUUUAUGUAUACGUGUGAAUGUGAAUGACAGAUUAGGUAGGUCUAUACAUGUUCCUUUAGUUAAUAUAAUGUUUAUCAGAAUAGGUGGAAAGAUUAUUUUUUACUUGAAAUGUUGCAAUUGCUUUUUGUUAUGUUAUAUACUUUAUUACUUUUUUAUUUAUUAAUCUUUUGGUCAUAAUUGUAUAUAAACACAGUUGCCAUAAUCAGUCACUAUUUGCAAACCAGCUUGUCUGUCUUUGCUAUUUCUAAAGAUGGUUUUGAAGGGAAAUUUGUAUAGUUAAGAGCUGUAAAUAUUGAUUAUGAUUUAGAGCUGCACAUACUCAUUGUGAAAAAUGUGAUUUAACAUGAGUGAAUAUGAACAAAGGUUGCACAGACAGGAUAUUUUGUGCCAAGUAAGCAAAUGGUUAUUAUGGCCAUAUUGGUGCAAGAAAGUGAACUAAAAGAAAUAUGUUCAGGAUAGUGUCUUCAACUCUGAUUCUCAAUUUUAUAUGAUAAAUUUCAAGAUUCCUCUAUAAUGCAUUUCGUUUUUGUCACCCUUAUUGUUUACAUGUGUGUUAUGUUAUUUUAAUAACUUCCAAGUGUGUUUGCUUGACACUAAGACUGCGCACAGAAUGUAAAGAAGGAAUGUUUGAAAUAGAUACUUGAGGCACAGCAUGAGGUGAUUCUGUUGCUUAUGUGAUUUGAUUUUUUAUACUGUUGUUGAAAAAAUGCGCAUUUUAGUAAUAAUGCAAUACUAAACUUCCACAUUGAUGGCAUGUACCAAGAAAAUGGUUGGCCUGGCUUCCAUGGCCAGCUGAUUAAAGUGUCUGAUGACGA
Molecule: messenger RNA, 2211 nt
Organism: Penaeus monodon (black tiger shrimp)
Lineage: Eukaryota; Metazoa; Arthropoda; Malacostraca; Decapoda; Penaeidae
Gene: spidey
Product: very-long-chain 3-oxoacyl-CoA reductase-B-like
Exons: 7
Coding region: 177-1121 (314 amino acids)
Cellular component (GO): endoplasmic reticulum
Molecular function (GO): oxidoreductase activity
Source: RefSeq, a predicted model, not a curated record